AUGUCUCUCAAGGACAAAAUCUCCUCGCCCCUCGAGGCCGGCCCCUCCCUCCUCGACGCGCACCACAUCCCGCCGCAGCUCGGCCCGGCUCUCGAGUACACCUCGGCCCGUCUCGCCCGCAAGUCCCUCCACCUCACCCUCGUCGUGGCUCGCCGAGACUACCAGCUCCCGCCCUCGCCGGUCCUCUGCUCCCCGUCUCUGGGCUCCUACUCCCCCGCCUCGCCGUCCUCGUCAUCGAUGAGCCGCUUCACCCGACAUCUGCAUCUCCCGCGCUGGGGCCGACACCAGACGAUCCUCUCCCCGACCUCCGCCACGUCCUCCAUGCCGACAUCCCCCCGGUCAGCCAUCUCCUCCCCGUCCUACACGCCCAUGUCGCUCGAGUUUCCCCAAUCACAGCAGCAGUGCGGCCCGCUCUCGCCGCGGUCGCCCAUGUGGCCACUCACACCGAUGACGCCGCUCUCGCCACCGCCCAUGACACCGUCGACGGGGCUAUCCUCCAUCCCGACCGAAGGGUCCUCGUACGGCUUCCCCAUGACGCCGCAGCACGGGGUCCGCCUCAUCCACCACGGCAACCUCCCGCCAAAAGCCGAAAAGACGCUGCAGUCGGCCCUGGCCAAGGCCGGCCGCAAAGCCGGCGGCGCGGCAACGCACAUUGCCCCGGCGCUCAGCGCAUCCGCCUGCGGCUUCAACAAGGACCUGUUCAACAAUUCCAUUGCGCAAAACGACGUCUUGUUCUCGUCCGACGGCCUGUCCCUCAUCUCGUUCGACCGCCUCUACAGCCUCAAGGCGGCCCUGUCGAGCUACUCCAAGACGGGCUCCCCGCUGCGGCUCGAAGACGCCGUCGACGAGCUGCGCCGCUACGUGCUGGCGUCGGGCGAAAAGGUCUCCAAGAUGCAUCUCCUGCGCUCCUACGACUGGCUCAACGUGUCGCACUCGGCGCUCGCGGACCUGGACCGCAUGUACCGGCGGGCGUACGGCGGCGUCGAGAUGCAGGGCGGCAUAGACGGCAUGUACUUUGCGCCGGUGCCCGAGGCGUCCUCGGUGUGUUCCAGCGACGACGAUGACGAGAAUGAUGUCGGGGAGGAGCACGAAUACCACGACCAGGACAGCGGCGUCUACGUCGAAGGGUUGCCAGACAGCCCGACCAUUGACGUGGCCACGGUCGGCAUGGCCGUCAGCAGCACCACGCCGGUGCCCGCGCAGCAGCCGAAGCGCUCUCCAUCGCCCAAGAUGCCCCUCUUGCGGGUGCAGACCAGCUUCGUCAAGACGCCUGCGCAUCGACACGUCGAAGAGCAGCCGGACACCACCAGCGACGAACCAGGCGAGGAAGAUGAAGGCGGAGGGAAGCCACCGGAAGCAGCAGCAGAAGACGAUGUCGUGACGGCUCGCCCAGACGACGAAGCCGGCCAGGCAGCGGCCGCCAGGAACAAGCUGUGGCGGAGCACGCAGUCCACGUCGAUCGCCCAGGUCCUCAGCCCGGGGCCCGACCCGCCACCACGAGACCAGGACGGCCCCAUGACGCCCAACGGCUACGACGACAUUUCGCCCAUCACCCGCGGCGAAUGGGGCUUCCUCCUCGUCGAUCAGGGCUUCCAGAAUGCCAGGACCGUGGCCGUGACGACGUGCUGA
This is a messenger RNA of Akanthomyces muscarius, 1629 nucleotides long. RefSeq lists its product as uncharacterized. The record is from RefSeq and is a predicted model, not a curated record. The transcript has a single exon. Bases 1 to 1629 code for a protein of 542 amino acids. Lineage: Eukaryota; Fungi; Ascomycota; Sordariomycetes; Hypocreales; Cordycipitaceae.